AUGAUUUCAUGGCUGCAUCCUUUGAAGAUUUCUGGAGAAGGAUUUAUGAUUACCUCGCUGAAAUUACGCUUCUCAGAACAAGGUCGACGUACUGUGAAGCCUCGUGAACAUACUGAGGCUCAUUUGAAUCAACAUGAUGCCAAUCUCAUACUACUGCCGACCACCCAAGACUACUGCCGACCACCCAAGACUACUGCCGACCACCCAAGACUACUGCCGACCACCCAAGACUACUGCCGACCACCCAAGACUACUGCCGACCACCCAAGACUACUGCCGACCACCCAAGACUACUGCCGACCACCCAAGACUACUGCCGACCACCCAAGACUACUGCCGACCACCCAAGACUACUGCCGACCACCCAAGACUACUGCCGACCACCCAAGACUACUGCCGACCACCCAAGACUACUGCCGACCACCCAAGACUACUGCCGACCACCCAAGACUACUGCCGACCACCCAAGACUACUGCCGACCACCCAAGACUACUGCCGACCACCCAAGACUACUGCCGACCACCCAAGACUACUGCCGACCACCCAAGACUACUGCCGACCACCCAAGACUACUGCCGACCACCCAAGACUACUGCCGACCACCCAAGACUACUGCCGACCACCCAAGACUACUGCCGACCACCCAAGACUACUGCCGACCACCCAAGACUACUGCCGACCACCCAAGACUACUGCCGACCACCCAAGACUACUGCCGACCACCCAAGACUACUGCCGACCACCCAAGACUACUGCCGACCACCCAAGACUACUGCCGACCACCCAAGACUACUGCCGACCACCCAAGACUACUGCCGACCACCCAAGACUACUGCCGACCACCCAAGACUACUGCCGACCACCCAAGACUACUGCCGACCACCCAAGACUACUGCCGACCACCCAAGACUACUGCCGACCACCCAAGACUACUGCCGACCACCCAAGACUACUGCCGACCACCCAAGACUACUGCCGACCACCCAAGACUACUGCCGACCACCCAAGACUACUGCCGACCACCCAAGACUACUGCCGACCACCCAAGACUACUGCCGACCACCCAAGACUACUGCCGACCACCCAAGACUACUGCCGACCACCCAAGACUACUGCCGACCACCCAAGACUACUGCCGACCACCCAAGACUACUGCCGACCACCCAAGACUACUGCCGACCACCCAAGACUACUGCCGACCACCCAAGACUACUGCCGACCACCCAAGACUACUGCCGACCACCCAAGACUACUGCCGACCACCCAAGACUACUGCCGACCACCCAAGACUACUGCCGACCACCCAAGACUACUGCCGACCACCCAAGACUACUGCCGACCACCCAAGACUACUGCCGACCACCCAAGACUACUGCCGACCACCCAAGACUACUGCCGACCACCCAAGACUACUCGCGGAGGCGGCGUGGGGCAGUCUGCAGCGGCUGACAUCUGCCGGCGGCGCGCGGCUGCGGCCGGCCGGCGAGCGCGUGCCCGUGACGUCAAGGGAAGUGACGCUGCGCUCCAGAUCAAUACGGAACAGCGGCGGGCGAGCGGAGCACGGCACGCGCGGCGGCGCUGCCAUCGACCUCUGGCCGCCAUCGACAUCUGUCCCCUUCUGA
Messenger RNA from Schistocerca americana (American grasshopper), 1623 nucleotides. RefSeq names its product proteoglycan 4-like. The record is from RefSeq and is a predicted model, not a curated record. NCBI's taxonomy places the organism in Eukaryota, Metazoa, Arthropoda, Insecta, Orthoptera, Acrididae. The transcript is spliced from 3 exons. The coding region runs from base 1 to 1623 and encodes 540 amino acids.